Messenger RNA from Lathyrus sativus (Indian pea), 1188 nucleotides. NCBI's taxonomy places the organism in Eukaryota, Viridiplantae, Streptophyta, Magnoliopsida, Fabales, Fabaceae. The record is from the annotation of a GenBank genome assembly.
AUGUAUGGAACAAAAGGCAAAAUUGAUCUUGCCUUUGAAUACCAAUCUCAAGCAUCAAUUUUGAGGCCUAGUAUUCAUUCUAGAAGAGCAAAUCUGACUGUGAAAUUCCAAGACCUUUAUGGAUUUACGGUCGAAGGGAAUGUCGAUGAUGUUAAUGUGUUGAAUGAUGUUAGGGAGAAGGUGAGACAACAGGGUAGAGUUUGGUGGGCUUUAGAGGCUAACAAAGGUGUUAAUUGGUAUCUUCAUACAACCAUAGGACAAGGGAGCGCUCUUACUUCUUCAUUGAAAUUCUCAGCUUUGGCUAAUGCUAUUACUUUGAAGAAGCUGAUAAGGAAAGGGAUUCCACCUGUUCUUAGGCCUAAGGUUUGGUUUUCGUUGUCGGGUGCUGCGAAGAAAAAGUCCACCGUUCCUGAUAGUUAUUAUGAUGAUUUGACAAAAGCUGUGGAGGGGAAGGUCACCCCUGCUACUAGACAGAUAGAUCAUGACCUACCAAGAACUUUCCCGGGUCAUGCUUGGUUAGACACUCCCGAGGGGCAUGCUGCUCUUAGGCGUGUUCUUGUUGCGUAUUCUUUCCGUGAUUCUGAAGUUGGGUAUUGUCAGGGUUUAAAUUACGUUGCAGCACUGUUGUUGUUGGUCAUGAAAACCGAAGAAGAUGCAUUCUGGAUGCUUGCUGUCUUGUUGGAAAAUGUCCUGGUUAACGACUGUUACACAAACAACUUAUCGGGGUGCCAUGUUGAACAAAGAGUGUUUAAAGAUUUACUUACUAAAAAGUGUCCGAGGAUUGCGACUCAUUUGGAAAGUUUGGAAUUCGAUGUUUCCCUUGUUACCACUGAGUGGUUCCUUUGCCUGUUUUCCAAGAGUUUGCCUUCGGAGACAACGCUACGAGUAUGGGAUGUUAUUUUCUACGAGGGGGCUAAGGUUAUAUUUAACGUCGCCUUGGCAAUUUUUAAGAUGAAGGAAGAUCAACUAAUCAUAACUCAUCAUGUUGGAGAAGUAAUCAAUGUUCUGCAUACGACGACUCAUCACCUAUUCGAUCCAGAUGAUUUACUAACCGUUGCAUUUGACCAGAUAGGUUCGAUGACGACAAAUACGAUAUCUAAACAAAGGAAGAAACAGGAACCUGCAGUGAUGAAGGAGCUUGAUCAAAGGAUAAGAAGGCUAAAUUCCCUUAAAGUGGAUGAAAAAUAA